Daldinia vernicosa is the source of this 2100-nucleotide messenger RNA. Its product is annotated as ferric reductase NAD binding domain-containing protein. The coding region runs from base 244 to 2064 and encodes 606 amino acids. Gene Ontology annotation, cellular component: plasma membrane. The record is from RefSeq and is a predicted model, not a curated record. Gene Ontology annotation, molecular function: ferric-chelate reductase activity. Gene Ontology annotation, biological process: intracellular iron ion homeostasis; copper ion import; iron ion transport. The transcript is spliced from 4 exons. Lineage: Eukaryota; Fungi; Ascomycota; Sordariomycetes; Xylariales; Hypoxylaceae.
CGUCCGCUUCAUCCUUUGAAUACUCUGAUAUCAGACCAACGGCUCUCCACUCGGACCCGACUUAUCUACGUACAACAAAGGUGUGCCUCAACAGAGACGCGUCCUUGCGUAUACUACUGACAGCACACCAUACUGUUGUUGUUUUAUAAGACCUAUCAUCCUCGUUCGUUUCUUGGGGGGGUUUCUGAUCGUAGGCUCAACGCAUCGUCUCAUUGUUUCGGAGUCAUCAUUAUAUUAGCAACUAUGAGUUCUCCAACAUACGGGACGGCGUUAGCGGUCGCUUCCGAAUCUUCUGCCGCUGCCGCUGCUGCUGCCUCUGCCGCCGCCGCCGAAGAAGCAGCAUUCUAUGAAUACCUAGCGGAACGACAAAUUAGGAACUCAGAAGUCUUAGUGUACUACGCGGCCGGACUGAGUUCCCUUAUUGGCAUCUUCAUCAUUGGUCAUUGGCUUCGCUUGAUAACUGUCAGGCUCGGCUGGUCUCGUAACCCGAUACUUCUACCUUCCAUUGCUAUAGCAAGAGUUUCUAGGAGGAUAUUUAUACAAAGCCUACCUGGCUUUACCUCUAUCGGACAUGCCGCCGUAGUGACCGCCUAUGUAGCUCUUAAUGUCCUCUUUAGCUUCUACAACGUCGACUAUAGCAUGGCCACCGAUUUAUGUGCCCGGUUCGGCUGGAUGGCAAGCGGGAAUAUGGUCUUAGUAGUCUUUCUCGCACUGAAGAACACACCUUUGGCGAUUUUUACGGCUUACUCUUAUGAACGGCUUAACGGCUUACACCAAAUUGCCGGAUACACCACAUUUGUAUACACCAUCUUGCAUGGCUCUAUAUACGCGGCCUACUUUAUCGAAGAAGGAAGGAUUUACAUCCUCCAACUCGAUAUCGUCACUGCCGGUAUUAUCCUUGGAUUUGCCCUGCUCUUCUCCGUUCUCGCUGGUACGAUCUUAAGGCACUUUAACUAUGAGCUCUUUUAUAUCGCACACUUGGCUCUCUUUAUUGUUAUCGUUGUCACUAUGGGUCUACACCGUCCCAACUUCAACCCCGACAGGACGUUGUACGCGACCGUAAUUAUUGGCGCUUUAUGGUUUUCCGAUCGUCUCAUUCGGUUCUGUCGACUUGUGUAUAACAGUAUCAACAACGAAGCCACUGUCUACCCUCUUCCGAAUGGUGGCACUAGAAUAGUGCUUAAGAAGCCUCUCCUACGUGCUCGACCCGGGAAGCAUUGUUAUGUCUGGCUACCGCGAAUUCGCGCCUUCGAAACUCACCCCUUUACAAUUGUCGCUAGCGAACCUAUGGAGCUCAUUAUCAACACAUAUAGCGGCUUCACUAGGGCUCUCUAUGAGUACGCGCUAAACAACCCUGGAGCGAGUCUGAAGGUCUCGGUAGAAGGUCCCUACGGCACACUGCCCGAUCCUAUGGAUUUCGAUAGAGUCGUAUUGGUAGCAGGCGGCUCUGGCGCGACUUUCACGUUCGGAAUGGCGGCUGAUAUGCUGGCAAGAAUGUCUGAAAAUUCCAGACAGCGAAUUGACUUUAUCUGGGCUGUUAAGGGUCAUGAAAAUCUAACGUGGUUUACGCAACAUCUUCAAACCCUCAGCAGCCACGUUCACGCUCCGAAAGUCGCUCUUAAGUUGCAUCUUACUAAAUUCGCACCUACAUCGUCUAUUGACCGAGAUGACUCCAUAGAACGAGGUUCAACAUCGGUUGCCUCUGCAGAGGUAAAACCAUCGGCUCUCGAAAGGGGCCCUGACAAUUCUACCAUCAGUGCCCCCGGCUCUUCAGCCGCUACUCGGUACGAGUCCGACAAAGAUGAAAAGUAUACGGAUACAAUGCGGCAUAUGGAGAUCCCUUCAGCGGCUACGAGUACGGUGAUGUUGCCUAUUGUUCAUGGUCGGCCGGAUACAGCAGCUGAGAUCAGAGCCGCAGUAGAAUCUCUGGAUAAAGAUCAACGAGUUCUAAUCGCUGCUUGUGGACCUAAUAGCUUGACUAAGAUAGUCCGCGACAUUGGGGCUAGCUACAUCAGAGUUGACGGACCUGCAGUUGAGGUUCACUGCGAGCAAUUUGGUUGGUGAUUUGCGAUUUAUUUACGAGCAUCACGAGUCGAGGAU